Molecule: messenger RNA, 1075 nt
Organism: Brassica napus (rape)
Lineage: Eukaryota; Viridiplantae; Streptophyta; Magnoliopsida; Brassicales; Brassicaceae
Product: inactive protein kinase SELMODRAFT_444075-like
Exons: 6
Coding region: 205-873 (222 amino acids)
Biological process (GO): protein phosphorylation
Molecular function (GO): protein kinase activity; ATP binding
Source: RefSeq, a predicted model, not a curated record
UCAAGUGAGCUAUAACGAGCAACAAAGGGUUUCUCUAAAGGGAGUUUCUUGGCUGAAGGCGGGUUUGGUUCGGUUCACAGAGGAACUUUACCAGGUGGUCAAAUCAUUGCUGUGAAACAGUAUAAGAUUGCUAGCACACAAGGUGACAAAGAGUUUUGCUCUGAAGUUGAGGUCUUGAGCUGUGCACAGCAUCGGAAUGUUGUAAUGCUCAUUGGCCUAUGUGUGGAGGAUGGGAAGAGACUGCUGGUUUAUGAGUAUAUCUGCAAUGGUUCUUUGCAUUCUCAUCUUUAUGGUUUGGGGAAAGAGCCGUUAGGAUGGUCAGCGCGGCAAAAGAUUGCGGUUGGAGCAGCUCGUGGGUUGAGAUACCUUCAUGAAGAGUGUAGAGUUGGUUGCAUUGUUCAUAGGGAUAUGCGUCCUAAUAACAUUCUCCUCACUCAUGACUUUGAGCCUUUGGUUGGAGAUUUUGGACUAGCGAGAUGGCAACCAGAAGGUGAUAAAGGAGUGGAGACAAGAGUAAUUGGAACUUUCGGGUACUUGGCACCUGAAUAUACACAAAGUGGACAGAUUACAGAGAAAGCAGAUGUGUACUCUUUUGGGGUUGUGUUAGUUGAGCUUAUCACAGGAAGGAAAGCGAUGGACAUUAAGCGUCCUAAAGGUCAACAGUGUCUCACCGAAUGGGCAAGACCGCUGUUGCAGAAGCAAGCCAUUAAAGAGCUUCUUGAUCCGCGUUUAAUGAAUUGUUACUCUGAGCAAGAAGUUUACUGUAUGGCGUUAUGUGCUUACCUCUGCAUUCGCCGUGACCCUAACUCAAGGCCACGAAUGUCUCAGGUGUUGCGGAUGUUAGAAGGAGACGUUGUCAUGAGUCCAAUAUAGAAGCUACACAGGGAAAGGCAUGGAGUUUCUAGACUAUUUAGAGUUUUUACAGCUUUCUUGUUAAUGAGUAUUGUUUCUGUUAUAUGUAAAAGUUUGUUAAUGAGACAAAGAUUCAAGUCAAGUUUGUUUGUAGCUUUGUGUAGGUGAUCAGUGAAGUUUGUAAUUUAUUAUAUAUAAGAUUGCUGCAAAACUUAUUCGAAAA